Molecule: messenger RNA, 2369 nt
Organism: Salvelinus sp. IW2-2015
Lineage: Eukaryota; Metazoa; Chordata; Actinopteri; Salmoniformes; Salmonidae
Source: RefSeq, a predicted model, not a curated record
GAUAAACCCCACCGAAGAAGAAAAAGUAUUCGCUGAUGCAGAACUUCUGCCACCGAAAGUCUGAGAUCCGUACUGAAGUAGGACGUAUCAUCUGAGAGACCAGAAUGUGGGAGUUUAUGAGAAGAGUGAAAGCCACAGAGCUCAUGGCCAACCUCCCCUGCCUUACACAGUCUGACAGGGAGGAAAUCCAGGCCAUGAAGGACCGUAUUGGUAACUCAGGUGCAAUGCAGAUCCUGCUGGACUAUGUGCAGAAGAGAAUGAACUGGCCAGAAGAGUUGAUGUCAGCCCUGGAGGUGGUGGAGCAUCAGGACCUGGCUGAUGAACUGAGAGCAGAGUGGACCAAGCACAACCAGACCAAUCCUUCUCCUGCUGCUCCUCCUACCAGUCCAUCUCUGCCCAUCUCAGAGAGCUCUGAUGACCCUACAUCUUCUAUGGUUCUCCCAGCUUGGCCGGCACCACCUUCAGAGUCACUCAGCCUUGAGAGUACUGCCUGUCCGGAGGAUGGUGGCCAGCCAGUAGUCCCCACAAGUUCAGUUGCUGAGGUUCCCAUCGCUGGCGCCUCCCCAUCGCCAGCUCCACAGGCUCUCGAAGCAGCAGUAAGCCGUGUCACAGCCACCCAGGCAGCACCUUUGCCUGUCUCAGUGAAAGUGGAGCCCACAGUGGUCUCUGAACCACUCUCUCACUCUGAUAACGCUGCCUCCUCCCAGCCUGGUCCUGUAGAAACCGGAUCUCUGGAGGAUAACCCAUCUCAUAUAGUCCUGUCUGAAACCACUCUCACCUUGCCUGUGUCAGACCUAAACCCAGUCCUGUCCCAAACUAAAUACACCCCCACCGCUGCUGCCCCUGCCUCGGUCCAGGCCCCUGAGAGACGUCCGGUUCAGGACACCACGCCACCAGCAGCCAAAGUGACCACCUUCCACCAGAAGCCAGUAGAGGACUCUGAUCCAACUGCAACUCAGGUGACUGAAGAUGACCAGCACACUGAGCCGCCUCAGAGACCCGAGAGCCAUCACUUCUCCCCGGUCACGGCCCCAGCCUCACCCCCGGUGCUCACCUCCAUUGGUGAGGAUAACCGGGAGCUCAGCAAGCCUGACGUUCUCCUCAGUGAGAACCAGCCAUACUCAGGAGGCUCAUGGCUUCUGCAGAUGGAUAGCGGGUCAGUGUCGGACCCAGAGCCGGCUGCUGUGACGAGUCCUGCUGCUGUGACGAGUCCUGCUUCUGUGACGAGUCCUGCUGCUGUGACGAGUCCUGCUGCUGUGACGAGUCCUGCUUCUGUGACGAGUCCUGCUGCUGUGACGAGUCCUGCUUCUGUGACCAGUCCUGCUGCUGUGACCAGUCCUGCUGCUGUGACGAGUCCUGCUGCUGUGACGAGUCCUGCUGCUGUGACCUGUCCUGCUCCUGUGACCUGUCCUGCUCCUGUGACCUGUCCUGCUGCUGUGACCUGUCCUGCUGCUGUAACCUGUCCUGCUGCUGUGACCUGUCCUGCUGCUGUGACCAGUCCUGCUGUGGUCCCAGACCCCGUCCCAGAGCCCUUGUCUAAUGUUCCAGGCCCUCUGACUACUGCAACGCCUCUGCCAUGUCAGCAGCAUGGAGUCUCUGAGGAGCUAGAGGAAUCCUUGUCCCGUAACGAGCCUGAGGAGGACACGUACCAGGAGGUGCUGAUCAAUGUAAUUCAUGUGUCUGAGGACACAUACAUCCAGAAUCAGGAAGGCCAAACACAGAGCACGCUGGGUAAUAAUGAUGCAGGUGUGUCUGAAACACUCCCACCAGUUCAGAACCACAACAGACAAUCCCAGAUCACACCUCUCUCUGGAUCUACAGAACUUGACCUGUCGUCUGGUCCGAACCAGCACGGCCAAACUGAGGACAGUCUGGGGAAAGCAGUUAGUAAGUCUGAAGAACUCCAGCCACUUUUCCUUCUGUCACCAUCGUCAACGGCUCCUCCACUGAUAACUGUCCUCUCCCGGAGGCUGUGGAGGCAGAGGUCAUGCUCAAAGCCAUGAUGGCUAGCGUUGUCCCAGAGCUGAAGCAGAAACAGGAGGGGGAGGGAGCCAGAAGAGGAGGGAGCUACUACUUCCUGGGGGCUGCUGUCCUGAGUGUCUCAGCCCUGUUUGUGGCCUGGAGGAUGAAGAAUUAAGGGUUUUGGGAAAGAAGGAGUUUGUGUCUCAUAGUUUGUCUUUCCAUGAUUCUGUCUCCAAAUUAACUAUAGGACUAUGAUUCAUCUGUCCAGGAAACCUACUCAUACUAGUGUAUAUUGUGCACUCCUAAAGAACAAGUUCACAAGGAUCUCAAGUCCUACAUUCUUAAAUAUAUGUUCACUAUGAUCUCAGGCCCCAUCUAUGCUUACUGUAAAUAUAUGUUCACUAGGA